Messenger RNA from Oryzias melastigma (Indian medaka), 2462 nucleotides. It is a transcript of the gene ptpn6, whose product is annotated as protein tyrosine phosphatase non-receptor type 6. Gene Ontology annotation, molecular function: protein tyrosine phosphatase activity. The transcript is spliced from 16 exons. The record is from RefSeq and is a predicted model, not a curated record. Gene Ontology annotation, biological process: protein dephosphorylation. NCBI's taxonomy places the organism in Eukaryota, Metazoa, Chordata, Actinopteri, Beloniformes, Adrianichthyidae. The coding region runs from base 554 to 2299 and encodes 581 amino acids.
CAUACACACCUGGAAGUAAAGAACAGAGGGCAGAUUCAGCCGACAGGUGGAGGAAACUUUGCAAAUACUUUCUGUUAGACAAAGAGUGGGCAUAUUUGUGCACUGACGAGGAGAUGAAACUGCCUUUUUGGAGGGAUUUUUUCAACCGUACGCCUGUUGGAAUUGCCGCUGUCUCACAGCUCUGAACGGAGGAGUCAUCUAAAGAAGCUGAUUUUUUCUUUCUUUUUCCAGAAGUUGGAUGUGAUGGAGUUGAAGCCCUCUCUGCUCCUAGAUUGGCAGAGUUUUUGUUUUUAGUCGUCAAUAAAGGAAAUAUAUUUAUUAAAAAAAAAGGCACCAUCUUUAUCUGCUUGAGGAAUUCCGGCCUGUCAGCUAUUUUGGUUCCUGUCUUGCUUUCACUACUUUGUGAAAGGAGACGUAAAAAGGAAGCAAGGGGAGAGCGAAUGAGCACGACGCAGAGGAGGGCAGACAGACAUAUACAGCGUCAACACCUCGACCCGUGUCAGUUGUUUUCGGGAGCAGCUGAGGAGAUCCCCAGAAAAAGUGAGGAGACGCCAUGGUUCGGUGGUUCCACAGAGACAUCACAGGCCUGGAGGCUGAGGAGAUACUAAAGGUGCGAGGCAUUCAUGGGAGCUUUUUGGCUCGACCCAGCAAGAAAAACGUUGGAGAUUUCUCCCUGUCUGUCAGGGUGGGUGAACAAGUGACCCACAUCCGCAUCCAGAACACAGGUGACUACUACGACCUGUAUGGAGGGGAGAAAUUCGCCACCCUGUCCGAGUUGGUGGACUACUACACAUCAGAGUGUGGAAUCCUGCAGGACAAGGACGGCACCAUCAUCGAGCUCAAAUAUCCCCUAAACUGCUCGGACCCAACCACUGAGAGGUGGUACCACGGUCACCUGUCCGGCCCGAAUGCGGAGAAGCUGCUCACCCAGCGAGAUGAGCCGGGCACCUUCCUGGUUCGGGAGUCUCUGUCCAAGCCGGGAGAUUUCGUCCUCUCCGCCCUGACAGAAGAAAUAAACAAAAACGGGACAAAAAGAGUCUCUCACAUCAAGAUAAUGUGCCAGAAUGACAGGUACACCGUAGGCGGCUCCGAAAUGUUCGACACUCUGACAGAUUUAGUGGACUUCUACAAACGCAAAGGAAUCGAGGAGGUUUCUGGAAACUGGGUUCAUCUCAAGCAGCCGUAUUACUCCACCAGAGUGAACGCAGCCGAUAUCGACAGCAGAGUGAGGCAGCUGGACCAGACCGCACAGGAGCAGCUGGAUGGAGAAGGCGAGAAGAGCAAGGCCGGCUUCUGGGAGGAAUUUGACGCUCUUCAGAAGCUGGAAGCCAAAGUGAAAAAGAGCAGAGAGGAAGGUCAAAGACCAGAAAACAAGAGCAAAAACCGAUACAAGAACAUUCUUCCCUUUAACGACACGAGAGUCAUCCUGCAGGACACCGAUCCCAACAUCGUCGGCUCCGAUUACAUCAAUGCCAACUAUGUGAAAAACAAACUGCGGGAGACAGAUCAGAAGGUUUACAUCGCCACACAGGGAUGCCUAGCAACAACUGUCAAUGAUUUCUGGCAGAUGGUAUGGCAGGAGAACACGCGUGUGAUCGUCAUGACAACCAGAGAGGUGGAGAAAGGACGGAAUAAAUGUGUGCCGUAUUGGCCGGAGCUGCAUAGCUCCAAGGAGGUGGGGCCGUACGUAGUGACCUGUGACACGGAGAGAGAAGCUUCUGACUACAAAGUCAGGGUUUUGGAGAUCGCUCCAAUAGCAAAGCCACAACUGUCUCGUACCAUCUGGCACUAUCAGUACCUCAGUUGGCCGGAUCACGGAGUCCCUCAGGAGCCCGGUGGCGUCCUCAGCUUCCUGAUCCAAGUCAACACUAAGCAGGCUGAAUAUCCUGAAAGUGGGCCCAUAAUUGUUCAUUGCAGUGCUGGAAUCGGUCGGACGGGAACGAUUGUGGUUAUUGACAUGAUUAUUGACACCAUUGACACCAUAGGCCUGGAUUGUGAUAUUGAUAUCCCAAAGUACAUCCAGAUGGUUCGGGAGCAGCGCUCCGGCAUGGUGCAAACCGAGGCCCAGUACAAAUUCAUCUACCUGGCCGUAUCUGAAUACAUUCAGACCACCAAAACCAAGGACUGCGCCUACAUGGAGACUGACACAGAGUACGGAAACCUGCAGCUCAAACACCAGCCAGCAAGCAGAAAGGUGUCAAAAAACAAGGACGAUGUUUAUGAAAACCUGUCGAAAACAAAGAAAGAUGGGAAAAAGUCAAAGCCUGACAAGAAAAGUGGAUCGGUGAAGAAAAGAUAGAAAAAAAGGAGAAGCUUCAUUGUGUAAUAUUUAUGCUGUUUUUUUAAAGUCUGUUUUUCCGUAAAGAAUGCAAACCAAAGAAAUUUAAAAGAUGGGAAAAUAAACGUCAUUUUAAAAUGUAUUAAGGUGAUUGUCAAAAAAAUAAAAGGAGGCUGCGUGCAAA